AUGUUGCUGAAGAUCUUCUCUCUUGUCGUUUACAGCGCUGGACUGGCGCGAAGCGCCAGCAUUGAUAACAAAGCUUGGCAGGCAGCAUUUAAAAAAGCCGACAAAUUUGUUUCGCAACUCAAUCCGUCAGAAAAGAUCGGCAUGAUUACUGGAACCCUUGAUCUUAGUAGCAGUGGGUGCAUUGGCAACAUCGUUCCUAUUGAAAGACUGGGUUUCCGAGGGCUCUGCCUCCUUGAUGGCCCCCAAGCUCUCAACCGUGCAGAUCUUGUCAGCAUUUUCCCUAGCGGUUUAACAGCAGCUGCAACAUGGGACAAAGAUCUUAUCUUUGCAAGAGGCAAGGCAUUGGGUGAAGAAUUCAGAGGCAAGGGUGGCCAUGUCCUCUUAGGUCCUGUUGCCGGACCACUUGGACGCCAUGCUCUCGGAGGGAGGAAUUGGGAGGGAUUCUCCCCGGAUCCGUAUCUCACAGGCCGAGCCAUGGAAAGCACCAUCCAAGGCAUUCAGUCCGUUGGGGUUCAAGCAUGCGCCAAGCACUACAUCGGAAACGAGCAAGAGACUCAACGAUCAAAUACCUUCGACGCAGACGGAACCGAGAUUGAUGCCAUCUCCUCCAAUAUUGAUGACAGAACUCUUCACGAGCUGUAUCUGUGGCCGUUUGCAGAUUCUGUCAAAGCCGGCGUCGCGAGCUUCAUGUGCAGCUACAACCGCGUUAACCAAACCUACGCGUGCGAAAACGACUUCAUACUGAAGGAUAUCCUCAGGGACGAACUUGGUUUCAAGGGAUACGUCAUGUCAGACUGGUUUGCGACACAUUCAGGAGUCAAGUCUAUCAAUGCCGGCCUUGAUCUGAAUAUGCCUGGAGUCCUUGACGCCAGUUCAUUGGCAACGGGAGCCAGCUACUGGGGCGGCAACAUCACAAAGUAUUUGAACGAAGGCACCGUGUCGCAAAAACGGAUCGACGACAUGAUUCGGAAAAUCAUGGCCCCGUACUACUUGCUCGGUCAAGACAGCGCAGACUUCCCCACGGUCGAUCCCUCGCUCAUUCUCACUUUGGCUGCGACGGUUGGAUUGUCAAUUGGAAAUGUGGACAUUCCCAGUCGAGAUGUUCAAGGUGAUCAUGCAGUCUUUAUCCGCCAGAUGGCAUCCGAGGGCACCGUUUUGCUGAAGAACACCAACUCGGUGCUACCGCUCAAGUCGCCCAAGUCCAUCGGAGUUUUCGGCAACGAUGCAGCCGACCCUACGGAUGGACUCACCUAUACCGAUGCCUAUGAAAUUGGCACUGUUGAUAUUGGCGGUGGCUCGGGAACCGGCCGUCACGUCUAUCUAGUCUCGCCUUUGGAGGCAGUGCGAGCGCAGGCCGCGAAGAUUGGUGCUCGACUGCAACACAUCAUUCAUAACAAAGUCCUCGCAGCUAAUACUUUCAUCGGCCUAUAUCCCACCCCAGAAGUCUGCCUUGUCUUCCUUGGCACCUAUGCAUCUGAGGGGUGGGACCGUACUGAGUAUGAGGCAGACUGGAAUUCAACCCUCGUCGUCGAGAAUGUCGCCAAGAGAUGCCCAAACACAAUCGUCAUCACGCACUCUGCCGGUAUCAACACAAUGCCGUGGGCUGAGAAUGAGAACGUCACCGCCAUUAUUGCAGCUCAUCUCCCAGGACAAGAAUCAGGCAACUCCAUCGUGGACAUUUUGUGGGGUAAUGUCAAUCCUUCUGCAAAGCUUCCGUAUUCAAUUCCCGCCAACGCGAGUGACUACGACAUUCCUAUUGUCAAUCUCACCAACGCAGAGGUUACUAGCCCUGACGCAUGGCAAUCCGACUUUACCGAGGGGCAGUUUAUUGACUACCGCCACCUGGAUGCAAACGACAUCGAUCCUCUCUACGAGUUUGGGUUCGGCCUGAGCUACACCACUUUUGAGCUGCAACGCCAGGUGAAGGUAGAGAAGCUUGUCUCCACACUUACAGCUAGACCUCCGAAGACCAAGGUGUCCAGUCCUGGCGGCAAUCCCAAGCUCUGGGAGACAGUUAUCAAGGUCCGUUCCAAAGUCACCAAUACGGGCUCCAUCGCAGGCGCCACAGUUCCACAACUGUACGUGUCUUUUCCGCAGAGUAGCACCCCAGCCGGGACCCCCCUUCACGUGCUUCGAGGGUUUGAGAAGGUCUUCUUGGAACCGGGAGAGUCGAAGAACAUUGUCUUCGAGCUGCAGCGCCGAGAUGUUAGCUUUUGGGAUGUCAAGGCUCAGGAUUGGGUCGUCCCCAAGGGAUCUUUCGGAUUUCGUGUCGGUUUCAGCUCCCGUGACAUCAAGAGCACAAAAAGCAUGGUUCUCAGGGGUUAGUCUCGGUUAAGGGAAGUAGCAUACAAGCUAGCCCUACUAGUGGAAUGAAAGGGACGAUGCCAGGAGCGGAUGAACUGGAUGAUGAUGACUAGGGGGUUAGCUAUGCGUGACAGACGGUGGGUGUGUCUCAGGGGGGAUCAGCUCUGUCGCUACGUGCCUAGCAUCUCAGGCAAAAUACGGGACAAGUCGGAACAAGGGUCGGACAGUCAGGUCCACCAACACCCACAGCUAGGACAGAGAGGGCAGCGGUGAACGCACGCACUGUAUUUAGCAGGGGAUUCCCUCUAAC
This is a messenger RNA of Ilyonectria robusta, 2614 nucleotides long. Its product is annotated as glycosyl hydrolase family 3 N terminal domain-containing protein. The transcript is spliced from 3 exons. The record is from RefSeq and is a predicted model, not a curated record. Bases 1 to 2325 code for a protein of 774 amino acids. Gene Ontology annotation, biological process: glucan catabolic process. Gene Ontology annotation, molecular function: beta-glucosidase activity. NCBI's taxonomy places the organism in Eukaryota, Fungi, Ascomycota, Sordariomycetes, Hypocreales, Nectriaceae.